Molecule: messenger RNA, 1107 nt
Organism: Theobroma umbraticum
Lineage: Eukaryota; Viridiplantae; Streptophyta; Magnoliopsida; Malvales; Malvaceae
Gene: DCI1
Product: delta(3,5),delta(2,4)-dienoyl-CoA isomerase 1
Cellular component (GO): peroxisome
Molecular function (GO): delta(3,5)-delta(2,4)-dienoyl-CoA isomerase activity
Source: RefSeq, a predicted model, not a curated record
ACCUCAACCUACCCGGGCUUUUCCCUCUUUUCUUUUCAUUUUAUUUACUUUCAUUCGAAAACUGCGAAAAUCCAAAAAUGGAAGAGAAAUACGAAACUCUGGAAAUUCUCCAAAAUUCACCAAACUCUGGAGUCUUUAACUUAAUCUUAAACCGCCCAUCUGUCCGCAACGCGCUUUCUCUCGACUUCUUCACCGAAUUCCCCAAAGCUCUUAAUGCCCUCGACCAAAACCCUAACGCCGCCGCUAUCGUCCUAACCGGAGCCGGCGACCACUUCUGCGCAGGCAUCGACCUAAAAAGCCUCAAAGACAUCUUCCGCAAUUACUCCGGCGACCGCGGCCGCUCCGGUGAGCGAUUACGAAGACAGAUCAAGUUCAUGCAAGAUGCCAUCACCGCCAUCGAGCGGUGCCGUAAGCCGGUAAUCGCGGCGAUACACGGCGCAUGCAUCGGCGGAGGGAUCGAUAUCGUGACGGCCUGUGACGUAAGGUAUUGUACGAGGGAUGCAUUUUUCUCAGUGAAGGAAGUUGAUUUGGGUAUCACGGCUGAUCUCGGAACGCUCCAGAGGCUGCCCGGGAUUAUCGGGUUAGGGAACACCAUGGAGCUGGCGAUAACGAGUCGGAGGUUUUCGGGCCAGGAGGCGAAGGAGUUGGGUCUCGUUUCUCAGGUUUUCGCGUCAAAGGAGGAAUUGGCUGAAGGUGUCCGUAACAUUGCGGAGGGAAUUGGUGGGAAGUCUCCACUGGCCGUGAGUGGGACAAAAGCUGUGUUGCUAAGAAGCAGGGAGUUGAGUUUGGAACAGGGAUUAGAUUAUGUUGCAACUUGGAACUCUUCGAUGCUUCUGUCUGAUGAUAUGACCCAGGCAAUCUCUGCCCAAAUCCAGAAAAAGAAACCUGUUUUUGCUAAGCUGUGAUGAUGUUGUUGUUCUACUUGUUUACAAUCUAGUUCACCUUUGAUUCGUUGGAAUACUAAGGUUUGUUGUAGUAUUUUUCUAUUAGUAGCUUAUAAGGCUGACUUAGAUAAUAUUCCCUUUGUUCACUCGCAUCAGGCGGAUUGUCAAAGUUCAAGUCGAUCUAAUAAUCUUAAUUGUUCAAAUUUUUUUUUCUUGCUGUGCU